Molecule: messenger RNA, 1785 nt
Organism: Cajanus cajan (pigeon pea)
Lineage: Eukaryota; Viridiplantae; Streptophyta; Magnoliopsida; Fabales; Fabaceae
Product: isoleucine N-monooxygenase 1
Molecular function (GO): monooxygenase activity; heme binding; oxidoreductase activity, acting on paired donors, with incorporation or reduction of molecular oxygen
Source: RefSeq, a predicted model, not a curated record
UCUCUGUAGAACACAACCUAAAAGGAAUCUUGUGAUUUUCGAGUAAUAUGGGUUACUUCCAUUUGUUGUCCAACCUUCAAUUUCAAGUCUUGUGGUCUUAUUUGUUUAUUUUAAUUUUUGGCAUUACCUUUCUCAAAGGCUUUGCAUCACACUUGUUUAUCAAAACUAAGAAACAGAAACAACCCUUGCCUCCCGGUCCCAAACCAUGGCCUAUAAUCGGUAACCUUCCAGAGAUGCUUACCAAUAGACCUACAUUUCGGUGGAUACAUAAACUAAUGAAGGAAAUGAACACUGAAAUUGCAUGUAUCCGCCUAGGAAAUGUCCAUGUCAUUCCCGUUACUUGCCCAACCAUCGCUUGUGAAUUCUUGAAAAAACAAGAUGCAAUUUUUGCUUCUAGGCCCACAAGCAUAACCACUUCUCUUAUUAGUCGUGAAUAUCUCACCACAACCAUGGUGCCCUUUGGAGAACAAUGGAGGAAAAUGAGGAAAAUCAUUGGGAAUGAUUUGUUGUCAACCACCACCCACCAACGACUUGAAAAUAAGAGGGUUGAAGAAGCUGACAACCUUGUGUUUUACAUCUACAACAUGUGUAAAAGCAAUGUCAAUGGUAAUUUUGGCCUUAUUAAUGUGAGAGAUGUUACACAACACUAUUGUUGCAAUGUGAUCAAGAAAUUGAGCUUUAGUAUGAGGUACUUUGGGGAAGGUAAGAAGGAUGGAGGGCCAGGUUAUGAGGAAAAGGAACAUCUUGAUGCUAUUUUCACAAUGCUCAAGUACAUUUAUAACUUUAGGGUUUCUGACUAUGUCCCUUGCUUGAGGGUACUUGACUUGGAUGGUCACAAAGGCAAGGUGGAAAAGGCCAUAAAAAUCGUGAACAAGUAUCAAGACCCUAUUAUUGAGCAACGACUCAAAGAAUGGAACAAUGGGUCCAAGAUUGACAAAGAAGAUUACUUGGAUAUUCUCAUCUCACUCAAAGACGUUAACAAUAAACCGCUAUUGACAAUCGGAGAAAUUCAGGCACAAAUCACAGAGUUGAUUAUGGCGGCAGUGGAUAACCCAUCAAAUGCAGUUGAGUGGGGCCUUGCAGAGAUGAUAAACCAACCAGAGUUGCUUCAACGUGCCACAGAAGAAUUAGACACAGUUGUAGGAAAAAAAAGGCUUGUCCAAGAAUCAGACAUCCCAAAGCUCAACUACAUAAAAGCAUGUGCAAGAGAAUGUUUUCGCCUUCACCCAAUUGUGCCUUUCAAUGUUCCCCAUGUCUCUAUGCAAGACACAAUAGUGGGUAACUACCUAAUCCCAAAAGGUAGCCACAUUCUCUUAAGUAGACAAGAGCUUGGGCGAAACUCAAAAUUUUGGAGUGAUGAGCCCAACAAAUUCAAGCCAGAACGCCACCUUAAGAAUGAGGUGGUUUUGACAGAACCAGAUUUGAAUUUCAUAUCGUUUAGCACUGGACGACGUGGUUGUCCAGGAUUCAUGCUUGGCACCACAAUGACUGUGAUGUUAUUUGCUAGGUUGCUUCAUGCCUUCACUUGGACUACACCACCUAAUGUGUCACACAUCAACCUUGCUGAGUCCAAUGAUGAUAUAUUUCUCGCUCAUCCACUUGUAUUAAUAGCAAAGCCAAGAUUAGCACCAGAGCUUUACACCAAAUGAUUUAAAGUGUAGUUGGUUAGGUUAUUUUGAAUAAAUAAUCACUUUUUAGGGAUAUAAAGCACAUGAAAACAUAAGAAAAGAAGUUGAAUUGUGUUUAGAAAUAAAUCCUCUAGAAAUCAUAAAACCUUUUGUAUGA